UGUUGCAGAUCUCCUUCCGGGUCAGGAGGUUAAAUAACUGAAAUGUUGUGUUUCAGAAGUUUUCCCGUCCUUAAAAUGUAACUGUGUGUCCUGUUAUAAGGCUGUUCAUGGACGCUUUGGACCGACACCGCUCGCUUUACAAAGGAACCACUCCGCCAUGGAGGGAAACUUACCGGAAGCGGUGUGUGGACCGGCUGAAGGACAGCCGCACCAGGCUGCUGGACAGAUACCGGCAGAUGGGAGACGAGCAGCCGCGGAGCAGCUCCGGCCCGUCCAUCAUCGUCCAGGAGGUGAUGGAGGAGGAAUGGAGCGCCUUGCAGUCUGAUGACCAGAAGCUGCCCUCGCUCUGGGGCCCUCACGGCGUGGCACAGAUGUUCAGUGUUAUGAAGGAGUAUGAUGAACUGGCGGUGCUGGAGGAAAUCCACCAGGAGCUCAUGUCUCAAGAGAUGUCUAUAAUCACCGAGUAUGAGAGAGACCUGCAGUUCGAACWGCAGUACAUCUCCUCUGUGGUGGAGGGAAUGGAUGAGAUGCAUAUCAUUUGCCCAAUAUGUCAGAUGAACAACUUGAGCAUCAACAGCAAUUUCAUCUCCUGUCCUUGUGGACUUUACAUCAACACUAAGAAGAGGAACAUCAGUCCAGAUGUCCUUCAGCGCCUCCUGGAGUCCAGGCUGUCGGAGCACAUGGAGGUCUGUCUGCACAGCCCUGUUUUCUCUGUAACUCCCAACACAGACAGCCACGCCUCCCUGAUGAUCAGCUGCCAGGCUUGUGACUACCUGUCUGUCGUCUUGUAGCGGCACUGCUGUCAGGAAUGCACAUAUAAAAUUUCAUUUUCAGUUCCUUUUACUUGUCUGUAAAUUUUUUGUGAAAUAAAGAAAUUUUAUAUAAAAU
Molecule: messenger RNA, 888 nt
Organism: Poecilia reticulata (guppy)
Lineage: Eukaryota; Metazoa; Chordata; Actinopteri; Cyprinodontiformes; Poeciliidae
Gene: rpain
Product: RPA interacting protein
Biological process (GO): protein import into nucleus
Cellular component (GO): PML body; nucleus
Source: RefSeq, a predicted model, not a curated record